AUGUCUGACUCAAAGCGAUCGUGUACUAGGCUCUUCAACAACCCCGUCCUUUCCGACGUCAAGAUCAAACAGACAUAUAACGGCCACACACGCGAGUACUACGCGCAUAAAGCUGUGCUAUGUCAAGAGUCCGAUUACUUUCUGAAUGCCUUCACCGGUAACUUCAAGGAGUCAUCGGAAGCCAUCAUGGAAUUACACGAAGACGAUCCCGAACACUUUGAGUUUGUCCUCAAAUUCAUCUACACGGGCGCGUACAACAAGGACGAGAUCGCAAAACUUGCAGGCGACGACAAGAACAAGCGCGUACUGGUUCCAAUCGACGUGCACGCUAUCGCUGACAAGUACGAUAUCGCUAAGCUCUACAAGCCCGCUGCAGAAGACGUGAAGGCUGUACUUAUGGAAGCUGUCAAAGAUCAAGACAUGCUCACCACUGCAAUCCACGCUCACUACGGUACCGAAGUCAACGUCGACGGGGCCAUGGGACGUCUCGUAACUUCAGUUGUCUUCGACAAGCACAAAGACCUUGUUCCGACGAAGGUAUUCGAGCAGCUGCUACUGGUAUAUCCCACCUUCGCCGCAGAUGCUGCGCUACACUCUCAGCGAACGAAAACACUUGAUCGAGCGGCUCUCGCUAUCUGCAUCCCUUGCAAGAUGCAAGCUGUGCACGUUGAAGCUAUGCGUAAGGCAGGCUUAACAACUAGUGACGACGAGCAAGGCUCUGCAGGUGGCAUGGGAGCAAUGAUGAGCCUAAAAACCUCACGAGGGAGAGCAGACAAGUAA
This is a messenger RNA of Alternaria conjuncta, 780 nucleotides long. RefSeq lists its product as uncharacterized. Bases 1 to 780 code for a protein of 259 amino acids. The transcript has 4 exons. Gene Ontology annotation, molecular function: protein binding. Lineage: Eukaryota; Fungi; Ascomycota; Dothideomycetes; Pleosporales; Pleosporaceae. The record is from RefSeq and is a predicted model, not a curated record.